AUGCAGCCGCGGGGAGACAAACUGGACCCAAGCGAUGCCAGCGAACCACCGCCAGAGAUGCUGCCGCUGCCCCUGAGAGGAAUCAUAGAAUGGUUCGGAAAUGCAAACCGGUACCCGCGCCGGCGGCGCGGCGUGGCAAACCGGGCGGCGUGUGCGGCCAGCGGAGCGGAGGAGAGCGAGCGGCGAUGCUGCGGGAUUGCUAGGCAACCCCGCGCUGCCCGGCAUGCCAUCGGCACCGGGAACGCCGGGACGGGAACCCAGCGGGGGAACCUGCGUGGGGGUCUCCAGGACGGCGAGAGUCUGAACUUGACCCUGGGAGAGGAGGAGGAGGAGGAGGAGAGGGAUAACGGCAGGGAACAUCUCAGGAGCGUGAAGAUGUUCGCUUCACUGGCGUUCGCAUUUGCUGCCCUCUCUUUAGCGAGCUGUAUCCCCGUGCAGCAGGUAUCCGAAGGCAGCAAAGUCCUCCUGGUGUCCUUCGAUGGCUUUCGGUGGAACUAUGACCAGGACGUGGACACCCCCAACCUCGACGCCAUGGCUGCCGAGGGGGUGAAGGCGCAGUACAUGACUCCUGCCUUUAUCACCAUCACCAGCCCCUGCCACUUCACGCUGCUGACGGGGAGAUACCUGGAGAACCACGGGGUGAUUCACAACAUGUGGUUCAACACCAGCACGAAGGAGAAGCUGCCCUACUACCUCACGCAAGGCGUGGACAGCUGGUGGGACAAUGGCAGCCUGCCCAUCUGGAUCACCGCCCAGAGACAGGGUUUAAAGACAGGCUCUAUCCACUUCCCCGGCGGAAAAGCAAAGUAUCAAGGGGAAGAAGUGAAUAUGAAGUUGGUGGAGCCCCCCCUGUUCAACUACAGCAACGAAACCAUCUGGAGAAAGAACAUUGACACCGCCAUGGAAUGGUUCACGCAGAACAACCUCGACUUCAUCGCCCUCUACUUCGGUGAGCCCGACUCGGCCGGACACAAGUACGGCCCCGAAUCCACGCAGAGGAAAAACAUGAUCAAGCAGGUGGACAGAACGGUCGGUUACUUGAGGCAGCGCAUCCAGGAAAGUGGCCUGGAAUCCAAGCUCAACCUCAUCAUCACGUCUGACCACGGCAUGGAGACUGUCAUAAAGACCGAUGAGAUUCACAUCGGGGCAAUAAAAAACUUCACGUUCAAAGACAUCCAGUUCGAACUCCUGGAUUACGGACCAAAUGGACUACUGCUGCCAAAAGAAGGAAAAUUAGAGCAUGUGUAUUCAGUCCUGAAAAAUGCCCACCCAAAAUUACACGUGUACAAGAAAGAGGACUUUCCGAGGAGAUUCCACUACGCCAACCAUCCCCGGAUCACCCCGCUCCUGCUGUACGGUGACCCAGGAUAUGUGAUCCAUGGGAGAUACAAGGUCCAGUUCAAUAAAGGGGAACACGGUUUCGACAACGAGGCCAUGAACAUGAAAACCAUCUUCCGCGCCGUGGGACCGGCCUUCAAGCAGGGGCUGGUGGUCGAGCCCUUCGAAAGCGUCAAUGUCUACGCUCUCCUCUGCGAGCUGCUGGGCAUCGUCCCCGAGCCCCACGACGGCUCCCUGGAGAUCAUGAAGCCCAUGCUGCGCUCCAGCGCUCCUCGGCCUCCUGCCAAGAAGCUGCCGGCGAUGCUGGGAAUCGCUCUCGUUCUGGGGUUCUGGGGAGGAAUACUCUAAACCCCCCCCCACCAGAGCCUCCGAGUUCCAGGCAGCUCUACCAGAAAUGUGCGGAGAGAUGAGGAAGGACAUGUCUCAUGAAG
Molecule: messenger RNA, 1769 nt
Organism: Chroicocephalus ridibundus (black-headed gull)
Lineage: Eukaryota; Metazoa; Chordata; Aves; Charadriiformes; Laridae
Gene: ENPP7
Product: ectonucleotide pyrophosphatase/phosphodiesterase 7
Exons: 8
Coding region: 1-1686 (561 amino acids)
Source: RefSeq, a predicted model, not a curated record